CUUGCAUCCAUGCGCGAUCGGCGGAUCUCCGCCCGCGAUAGGAUCAAGGUACGGGCAGCAACGCUACUAAAGUUCCGCGAUAACAAAGUCGUGCGAAUAGGGUUGGCGGAGAGCGGCAGCUGCUCGAUGUCAUCCUGACACUUGGCAGCAAUGAUCUGCCGGACGUCAGGCGAAAGAGGAAGUUGGCAACAACCAACAACUUUGAUCUGCUGGCCCACAUGUGGUCGGCAUAUACAAGCGCAUGAACAUCCCCCCACGGCAUGCUCCUGUUGACCAUCGUUAUAGGCUCAACGACGAAGCAUGCUUCGGGGAAACAUCCGACGACACGUCGCGACAGCCCUCGGCGUUUCUCUCUCCAAAAGUAAAUAUAGAGUUUAUGCUGCAUUCCCUCCCUGGUUCAACUUAUUCACGUUUCACGCAACAUACAUUAGCACGGCCAAGAUGACUUCUCAAGAACGCCACUCCCUAACGGCCUCCAUCGCGGAAAAGACCGACCCCUCAUCAGCCGCACGUGCUCUCAUAGCGCCGGCGGAGGAUAAAUUCUCCACGGGGUCUCCAGAGUCGGACAUUGAAGGCGGUCUGAGACCUGUCUGGGGAAGCAUAAUUGAUGUGGCCGCGGAUACCGACCACCAGUCUCAAGAGCCUUUGGUCGCUGUCCUCCGUGCCGUGCAGCAACAGAACUUUGCGAAUGGUGCGAGUGAGGUUACAGUCUGGGGAGAGAAGGUGAAGAUGUGGAGCGACCUGCCUCUCUUUGGGGCUUCCGUGAGAGAUGCAUGGAAUAGAGCUCCUGGCACAGGUUCGACGAAUGAUUUCUGUGCCAGCCAAUGGCGUAAUAUAAACGGUUUCCUGGCACGCCUAACUUCCCUGUCUUCGUCUACGCCUGCGUUCGACUUUUCCAUGUUUGGAUUGUGGACGUUACGGUCAGCAUUCGAGGCAAACGAACCCUCGCCGGCUGAUGUGGAUGCUGGCAAGAUGUGGUUCGAGUAUGCAGAGGAUGUAUUGACGAAGCUGAGCAGCGAUGAGAAGUCGUUUCAGGCCAAGGUUGGCGCUGGUGGUGGCAGCUACGCGGAUAAGGAAUGGACGGGAUUCAAUUCCCAGAGGCUUGAGGUUUGGCAGGCAGCUCUUCGAUAGGAUAGAGGAAUUUCAAACAUAAUAAGCCAACGUCUGAGGCGGUCGCGUGAGAGCACAUAUAUUUUGAUAAAAUUCGGG
Molecule: messenger RNA, 1209 nt
Organism: Pseudogymnoascus verrucosus
Lineage: Eukaryota; Fungi; Ascomycota; Leotiomycetes; Thelebolales; Thelebolaceae
Exons: 2
Coding region: 301-1131 (276 amino acids)
Source: RefSeq, a predicted model, not a curated record